Tremella mesenterica DSM 1558 is the source of this 1527-nucleotide messenger RNA. RefSeq lists its product as uncharacterized. NCBI's taxonomy places the organism in Eukaryota, Fungi, Basidiomycota, Tremellomycetes, Tremellales, Tremellaceae. Bases 1 to 1527 code for a protein of 508 amino acids. The record is from RefSeq and is a predicted model, not a curated record. Gene Ontology annotation, molecular function: transmembrane transporter activity. The transcript is spliced from 7 exons. Gene Ontology annotation, biological process: transmembrane transport.
AUGACAUCAGCUUCUACUAGACCCUAUUCUGCUUUCUCAAGACGCACCAAAAUCCUAAUCGUCGUCCUAGGAGCUAUAUCCGCUAUUUUCUCGCCCAUCUCUUCAAACAUUUACGUACCUGCCAUACCUGUCCUCGCCGAGAAAUUCGGAAGGUCAGAACAAGAUCUCAGUUUAGGUGUUACUGUUUAUUUGAUAUUUCAAGCUAUCACACCUAGUUUCUUUGGAAGUAUGAGCGAUUCAAUAGGUCGAAGACCGGUUUAUAUUGGGACAUUGAUUUUAUAUAUGGCUGCUAAUAUCGGAUUGGCUUUGGUACCGACUUCUUCUUAUGCUGGUUUAUUGGUUCUUCGUAUGCUUCAGGCAACAGGAGGUUCAGCAGUGAUCUCCAUAGGAGCAGGAUGUAUUUCCGAUAUUGCAGAACCUCGUGAACGAGGUCGAUAUUUUGGUUUCUUUCAAGCUGGCGCAGUGAUUGGGCCUGCCUUUGGACCCCUGUUAGGAGGAGUUUUGGCGCAGACAUUAGGAUGGAGAAGUAUUUUUUGGUUUUUGACAAUUGCCACAGGAGUUGUGUUGGUUCCUCUCAUUUUUUUCCUACCAGAAACUCUUCGUAGUUUAGUAGGCGAUGGUUCCAUCCCACCUCCAGCACUCAAUUGUUCUCCAGGAGUAUUACUACAACGUCGAAGGAUGCAAAAGGCAAACGAUGAUUUGGCCCCUGAAGAACAUAUCGAAAGGCCUCCAAGAAAGAAAGUGAGUCUACGUCUUACCCCAAGCUACUGUACACCUGACAUACAGUAUGAACCCCUCUCAGCAUUCAUCAUCCUCCUCACACCUGAAAUCCUAUUAGUCUUCAUAUUCGUAUCUCUCCUCUAUGUCGAAUUUUACAACAAUUUGACUGUUUAUUCUACGGCACUCAAAGAUUCCUACGGUCUAUCAGAAUUGAAAAUCGGUCUUUGUUAUUUACCUUCUGGUAUCGGUUCAGUUUGUUCUUCUCUGUUGAAUGGAAGACAGAUAGAUUAUUAUUAUCGUCGUGAGGAACGUCGUGUAGGAGGAGAUUAUAGGAAAAAAGGAGAAGAAUUUAAGAUUGAAUAUACUAGAUUAAGGUGUAUUAUACCUUUCAUGGCAUUAUUUAUCGUAGCUGCCACUGCUUUGGGCUGGUGUCUAGAAGCCAAAGCUCCUCUCGCCGCUACGUUAGUGGUCAACUUUUUCGUAGGAUUAGGUACAGGUACUAUAAACACUGCAACUGUAUAUGGUCAAGAUCUUAAACCUGGUCAAGGUGGUGCAGUCUCUGCUUCUCUCAACUUGGUCCGAUGUUUAUUCGGAGCAGUAGGAACAGCCGUCAUUCAAAUCAUUUAUCGUAAAAUCAACGCAGGAUGGACAUUCGUACUUUUCUCAGGACUUUGUAUAGCUGGUAUUCCAAUCCCAUUCAUAGCUGCUCAUUAUGGUCCUUCAUGGCGACAAUGUCGAGCUGAACGUUCUUUGAGGAAAUCGGUAGGGAAGAAAGAGAAAGAGAAAGAUGGUGGAGUAAUUGCUUAG